Manis pentadactyla (Chinese pangolin) is the source of this 825-nucleotide messenger RNA. RefSeq names its product integral membrane protein 2A (gene ITM2A). Gene Ontology annotation, biological process: negative regulation of amyloid precursor protein biosynthetic process. NCBI's taxonomy places the organism in Eukaryota, Metazoa, Chordata, Mammalia, Pholidota, Manidae. Gene Ontology annotation, molecular function: amyloid-beta binding. The record is from RefSeq and is a predicted model, not a curated record. Gene Ontology annotation, cellular component: extracellular exosome; Golgi apparatus; plasma membrane.
AUGGUGAAAAUCGCCUUCAACACACCCACGGCGGCGCAAAAAGAGGAGGUAUGGCAAGAAGUGGAGGCGUUCGUAAGCCGCACGGUCCGAGUUCAAAUCUUGACAGGCAAGGAGCUUGGAGUUGCCACCCAGGAAAAAGAAGGCUCCUCUUGGAGAUGCAUGCUUACUCUCUUAGGCCUUUUAUUCAUCUUGGCAGGACUUAUUGUUGGUGGAGCCUGCAUUUACAAAUACUUCAUGCCCAAGUAUAUAAAAUUGAUUUGUCUUCAUGCUGAUAACUAUAAUCAUACCGUCUCCCAUGGAGAGAAGUGCUUCUUUGAUUCUGAGGACCCUGAAAAAUCCCUUAAGGGAGAACUCUGCUUCCUGCCUGAGACUGAGGAGGCUGACAUUCGUGAGGAUGACAACAUUGCAAUCAUUGAUGUGCCUGUCCCCAGUUACUCUGAUAGUGACCCUGCAGACAUUAUUCAUGACUUUGAAAAGGGCAGGACUGCUUAUCUAGACUUUCUGUCAGGGAACUGCUAUCUGAUGCCCCUCAAUACCUCCAUUGUUAUGGCUCUGAAGACUCUGGUGGCACUCUUUGGCAAACUGGCAAGUGGCAAAUACCUGCCUCACACGUAUGUGGUUCAUGAAGAUCUGGUUGCUGUGGAAGAGAUCUGUGAUGUUAGUAAGCUUGGCAUCUUUAUUUACCAACUUUGCAACAACCGCAAGUCCUUCUGCCUUCGUCAAAGAGAUAUUUUGCUGGGUUUCAACAAAUGUGCCAUUGAUAAGUGCUGGAAGAUUAGACACUUCCCCAAUGAAUCUGUUGAGACAAAGACCUGUCAAGAGUGA